AUGUACACAGGUGUGGGGACGUACACAGAUGUGAGGACGUAUACAGAUGUGAGGACGUAUACAGAUGUGAGGACGUAUACAGAUGUGAGGACGUAUACAGAUGUGAGGACGUUUACAGAUGUGAGGACGUUUACAGGUGUGAGGACGUACACAGAUGUGAGGACGUACACAGAUGUGAGGACGUAUACCGGUACCAGGACGUAUACAGAUGUGAGGACGUACACAGGUGUGAGGACGUAUACAGGUGUGAGGACGUACACAGGUGUGAGGACGUACACAGAUGUGAGGACGUACACAGGUGUGGGGACGUAUACAGGUGUGAGGAUGUAUACAGGUGUGAGGAUGUAUACAGGUGUGAGGACGUAUACAGGUGUGGGGACGUACACAGGUGUGAGGACGUACACAGGUCAUUUCCCGGAGCAGAGGGGUGAGAUUGCUGAGGACUCACAAGAAUCCUUUAACCACUGGACAAACACUACAAAGAGGUGUCUGAUGUGA
Molecule: messenger RNA, 498 nt
Organism: Knipowitschia caucasica
Lineage: Eukaryota; Metazoa; Chordata; Actinopteri; Gobiiformes; Gobiidae
Source: the annotation of a GenBank genome assembly